Oncorhynchus mykiss (rainbow trout) is the source of this 2183-nucleotide messenger RNA. RefSeq lists its product as uncharacterized. Gene Ontology annotation, molecular function: RNA polymerase II transcription regulatory region sequence-specific DNA binding; DNA-binding transcription factor activity, RNA polymerase II-specific. Gene Ontology annotation, cellular component: nucleus. NCBI's taxonomy places the organism in Eukaryota, Metazoa, Chordata, Actinopteri, Salmoniformes, Salmonidae. The record is from RefSeq and is a predicted model, not a curated record. Gene Ontology annotation, biological process: regulation of transcription by RNA polymerase II.
GUAGUAACUAGUGACGACCUUUCGCAACCGGAUGCUUUUGUCGCUGAUGCCGGACGUGAUGAAAACAACACAACGCGCUAUCUGUCUGGCAAACUAGCUACUUAACUUGCAUUUUCUACAAAUGUCUAAAAUAAAGUUAUUGAGGGCUUUCCUCAACGAGAGAUUAACAGCUGCUGCUGAGGAGAUAUUAGGGGUUGUUGAAAAAACUAUUGCAGAGUAUGAGGAGGAGGUGUUCCGUCUACAGAGUCUGCUCGACAUUGACAUUGUUCUUCAACCUGAGAUAAACCUACACAGAGCAGAUGUCCAGCAGCUCAAUCUCUCUGUCUCUGAAGAAGAUGUUCCCCCUGAGCAGCAUCAGUGUGAGCAGGAGUGGAGCCCCAGUCUGGGACAGGAGGACCCAGAGCCCACACAGAUUAAAGAAGAGCAGGAGGAACUCAGGACCAGUCAGGAGGAAGAGCAGAUUCAAGGGCUUGAGGCAGAUGCCAUAGAAUUCAUAUUCAAUCCUGUCUGUGUGAAAAGUGAUCGUGAUGAAGACCCAACUCAGCCCUCACAUCUCUAUCAAGCCCAAAAGGAGAGAAACGGAGAGAGAGACACUCUACCCAGUACUACAACUGAAAAUAUCAAAACAGAACCUGGUGGAGAGGACUACAUAGAAUCAGAACCGACCAGUGUCUCUCAGCCUUUCUCUAUAGUUCAGAGUGAAAACAGGCAAAGUGUCAGUGGUAGGGAGACUGGAGGACCUCCUUCAGGUUUUAAGUCAGUCAAAUCAAAAAUAACAAAGAUGGUAAAAGGACAAAUGUCCCAUAUCAAUAGUAAGGAUAAGAGAUCUACACAGUUGUCCCUCCUGAAAUCAUCCAGCCAAAGUAAUUCUACUCCCUGUUGUAAGUUGUGUGGCAAGUCUUUUCAUCAAAUGGGUUCAUUAAUUAAACAUGUGCAAACUCAUGAAGAUAAAGAAGGUAUUUGUGGUGUUUGUGGUAAAUGUUUUCAGUCCACAGAAAGUAUGGAAGGUCACUUCCAAACUCACAUUACAGCUAGUUUUUGUUGUGAUGUCUGUAGUAAAGGGUUCAGCAAGAACAGUAAGCUGAUAGUGCACAUGAGAAGCCACACUGGGGAGACUCCAUUUCGAUGUUGUCAUUGUAGCAAAGGAUUCAAACAGAAUGGAAGUCUAAAAAUACACAUGAGAAUUCACACCGGGGAGAAACCUUUUUCAUGCCCUAUUUGUUGCACAUGUUUCAGUCAGAAUGGAGAUCUAAAAAUACACAUGAGGAUUCACACAGGGGAAAAACCAUAUAGCUGUUGUCAUUGUGGCCAAGGAUUCAACCAGAAGGGAAAUCUAAAAACACACAUGAGGACCCACACAAGAGAGAAACCUUAUCGCUGUCAUGAUUGUGACCAAGGAUUCAGCACUGGCAGCGCUCUGAAAAGACACAUUAUGAUUCACACAGGGGAGAAGCCUUUUUGCUGUCCUGAUUGUGGAAAAACAUUUAAUCGGAGUGGACAUGUAAAAUUACACAUGAGGACCCACACAGGGAAUAAAUAAUAUUGCCAUUUGUGGCAAAGGAUUCAGCACUAGUGGCCUUCUGAGAUUAAAAACAUUUGGAUUCAUACUGGAGAGAAACAGUAUCCAUAGUGACUGUGGUAAAGGAUUCUGCACUGGCACCAAUCUGAAAGUGCCCUUAAGGACUCAGAGGAGAGAAUAGAUACCCUCAAUUUAGAAAAUUAUUUCCCCAAUCAGGUACGUUAAAUAACAAUCAGACACAAGGGAGAACUUAACGGUGUGCUGUUUGGGGAAAGGUCUGGAGACUGAAGAUUGAGAGUCGAUGUCUCAGAACACUACUCGUGGGUGAAUAAGAUAUGACGGAAUUACUGCUUGAAUGUAAGAACUCCAUCACUAUCUAACAGAGAGCAGUUGUUAGUUAUAGGAUGACAAGUCAUUUGGGAAACUCCUCCCUUUGUACUUAAAACAUUUUUGUUUUUGAAAUCUUAUACAUUAUGUACACUGAGUGUACAAAACAUUAGGAACACCUGCUCUUUCCAUUAAAUAGACUGACCAGGUAAAACCAAGGUGAACGCUUUGGUGCCUUAUUGAUAUCACUUGUUACAUCCACUUCAGUGUAGAUGUUUUGUAUACUCUAUGCUUUGACGGAGUAGCGCUCUCGUGAAUAAACAUUUUUACUAUCAUA